AAGCCACCUACUUAUAAGAAUCCAUCAAUGUGAUCCGAGACCGAGGUAUACUCACAUAUCCAUCUCUACACACAUGCCUCCGAGUGUAGACGUAGACUCCAUCACCGCCUACCUCUCCUCCCUGGUCGAGGACCGCCCGCCCUCCGAGAUCGUGCUCGACGUCGGCCUCGUCUCAGUAGGCGUCUGGCUCCUGCUCAAGGGCAUCCGAGCCGCACGGAGCAGUCGACGGUCCCUCACCACGACCCGGCUCCGUGGGCCGCCGAACCCGAGCUUCCUCUUCGGUGUCGGCGAGCAGCUCGAGUUCGCGCCGAACCAGGACUCUGGCGCGCUAUUUGAGGCGUGGUCGAAGGAGUACGGCGCGGUGUAUCAGGUUCCCAGCGCGUUUGGGGCGCAGAGGGUCGUGCUAUUCGACGUGAGGGCGAUCGCACAUGUGUUUGCGCGGGAUGCAGGGCAUGUUCCGAGCUCAGCCGAGUCUGGAGAGGCUCCGGGAGCGAAGGGGACGUAUGAUCACUUGGCGUUUACGAAGUUGGCUGUGGCGAACUUGAUUGGAAAGGGAGUACUAUGGGCGAGCGGCGAUAACCACAAACGGCAACGUAAGGCGCUCACACCGGCGUUCAGCAACGCCGCUAUCCGAGAUGUAACGCCUAUAUUCUUUGACUCUGCAUACAAGGUCAAAAACAUCUGGGACGAGCUUUUGGCGAGCUCGUCUACCAACGACGAAGUUGUCGAAGUCCAGCGCUGGAUGAACCACAUCUCCCUCGACUCAAUAGGCCUCGCCGGCUUCUCGCACGACUUCGGCGCCAUCUACGGCAAGAAGUCUGCCGUGACUGACACCUUUGACGCUUUCUCGACUACGCCGCCAACCAAGUUCUACCGGUUCAUGUUCGUCGUCUUGGGUCUCGUGUUCCCGUGGUUCGUGAAUCUUCCCACGGCGCGCACGCAGAUUAGCAAGAAGCUCAACGACGCGAUGGCGGAGAUCGCGCAGGUCUUGCUCGAGCGUACGAGGCGGGAGAAGGAGCAGGGCGGAAAUGAAAUGGAGAAGGAUCGGAGCGUGAUCGGGACUUUGUUGAGGGCAGAAACAGCAGGGACCGAAUUGCACCUAUCCCAUCAAGAGAUUUUGGAUUCGAUGAAAGUCUUGCUUCUCGCAGGAUAUGAAACGACUUCCACUAGUCUGACGUGGGCGCUUAUUGAGCUUUCAAAGAACCAAAAGGCACAGUCCAAAUUGCGCGAAGAGCUCUCCCAGUUCUCAACGGGCGACCCGACGUACGACCAGCUGACAAGCGACUCGCUGCCCUACCUCGACGGCGUCGUGCACGAGAUCCUCCGCCUGCAUCCCGUAGCCAACGAGGUGCCGCGUGUUGUCGUAGAAGACGACAUCAUGCCGCUCUCCGAACCCAUCCUCGACGCCUCGGGGAAAACGAUCGCGAGCGUGGCCGUCGCGAAGGGUACGAACAUAGCCAUCCCCGUCGAGGGCAUCAACCGCUCCGAGGCGCUGUGGGGCCCCGACGCGAAGGUGUUCAGGCCCGAGCGGUGGCUCGAGGACGGUUUACCAGACGGCAUCCCGCCGCAGGUGAAGGGUGUGCAGGGAUACCGCCACCUGCUGACGUUUAUUGAUGGGCCGAGGAUAUGUCUGGGGAGACACUUUGCUGUGGCGGAGUUCAAGGCGGUCUUGUCAGUAUUGAUCAGGAACUUUACGUUCGAUUUUGCGACUCCAGACGCAAAAGUCGAGGUCAUCAGAAGUUUCCUGUUCCGUCCCAAGGUCGUUGGAGAGCAAGGCGUUGACGUGCCUCUGCGUAUUCGUCGCAUCGAGUGAAGGAGUCGGGAUAUGGACUUUGGUUUUAGCUGUACUCUUACAUUAACUUAAAAACGGACCACCAGUCUCUUGUAUCCAUAGCACAACCCCCGCUCAGUCCAAUACCACUAUAUACCCUUCCUGCCUUCCUGGUCCUCACAAUCUCGCAACCUGCUCCUGCUCCUCCCACAAACUCCAGAUAUACCCCUUAUCCGCCGGAAUCCCAUCCCCAACAACACGCUUAUACGCCUCCUCGACCUUCUUCGCCCCAGACACGCGCACCAUCUCCAGCCCCCAGCUGCCGCAGUCCCGCAUGAGCCCCGCCCACGCCUCCUUCUGCAUCUGCGCGAUCUCUUCGACGCUGAGCUGCGCGCGGCGCCGCUGGAGCCACUCGGGCAUGAAGAAGCUCUGCAUCUUGGCCUGCUCUUGUUGACUGGACGCGUCAUUUUGGGACUCGACGAUCGCAUCGGACGACUUGGGUGCGUCCGCGCUUGCGAACUUGGUCGACGACGGCGCGACACUCGACAGGCCGAUCGAGAUCGCGCCCUCCUUCAGAACAGCGCCUCCGAGAUGGGAGAGCACGUCUUUGUUGGUGUCUUCGUUCCCAGCGACGUCGACGUAGAUCCAUUUCCCAUUCGCGGGUGAGAUGUCCCCGGAGCUGCGCAGGUUAGGAUACGUCACGACGACGUCGUACAGCCCCAGCCGCUCCGUAAACGCCUUGUUGCGCUCAGAUGUCAGUCCAACGAGAAGCAGCUCCUCCUUAGCAAUGUUCUCCCGCUUCCGACGCUCCCGCACGCAGUAAGCGAUGCAGAACGCCGUCUUGGACGACGCGGAGCUGAGUAGCACCCGGUUCGCUCUCUCGCUCUCUACCUCGCCCGCCCCAGCGCCUUUAGCGCGAAGAAGCGCAGAGAUGCCCCUGUACCCCGACUCAUGCAGACAGUCCUCGAACCAGAACGCGGUCCAGUACAGCGGGCGGUAGAGCAUCGUCAGAUCCUCAAUCUUCCCAUCGGGAUUAUACAUCGGGUCCGCCGCGCACCGUGUGAUCAUGUUAUACGGUCGUCUAU
Messenger RNA from Coniophora puteana RWD-64-598 SS2, 2856 nucleotides. RefSeq names its product cytochrome P450. Lineage: Eukaryota; Fungi; Basidiomycota; Agaricomycetes; Boletales; Coniophoraceae. The transcript is spliced from 12 exons. The record is from RefSeq and is a predicted model, not a curated record. The coding region runs from base 74 to 1813 and encodes 579 amino acids. Gene Ontology annotation, molecular function: iron ion binding; oxidoreductase activity, acting on paired donors, with incorporation or reduction of molecular oxygen; monooxygenase activity.